AUGGCGAUGCAGAAGUUCUUCAGCGUGCUGCUGCCGGAUGUGAAGCGGGAGCUGCGCCGCGGGAUCAUCGAGUGCUCCAAGCGGGGCCUCCUGCACAGCACCAAGUGGCUGGCGGAGAUGCACCACGGACUGGCCGAUGUGCACAUAGACAAUGAGGCGCCGGAUGAGGAUCGCACAUUCAGCGAGUGCCAGCUGGAGGGGAUUGCGCCGGAGGAGUACAGCGACUACUUCCUGGCCAAGAGCUACUACGACGUGAGGGAGUACGACAGGGCGGCGCAUGCGGUCAGGAACUGCGAGUCCAGUGUGCCGCGCUUCCUGCACUUCUAUUCCAGCUACAUGGCCAGGGAAAAGCGGCGACUGGACUCGACCACCGACCAGGCGAAUCUGCACGAGCCGAAUCAGAUGCGCGAUCUCGCCGACCUGCUGGCCACAUUGCGCAUGGAGUAUGGCAAGAGUCGGCUCGAUGGCUACGGCAUAUACUUGUACGGAGUAGUCCUGAAAGCACUGAAUCUCAACCAGGCCGCCGAGCAAAUGCUGGUCCAGGCCAUCAGACUGGUGCCCAUGCUGUGGAGCGCCUAUCUGGAGCUCUCGCCCCUCAUCAUGGAGAAGAAGAAACUGCUGAGCCUGCAGCUGGGUGGUCACUGGAUGCGACACUUCUUCAUGGCGCACACUUACCUGGAGCUGUACCUCAACGACGACGGCCUGAAGAUCUACGAGGACCUGCAGGCGUCGGGUUUCAGCAAGAGCAUCUACUUGAUUGCCCAGAUGGCUCUGGUCUAUCACAAUAAGCGGGAUGUGGACAAGGCGAUUGAGCUGUACCAAGCGCUUCUCGAGAGCGAUCCCUACCGCCUGGACAAUGUGGAUACCUAUUCCAAUCUGCUGUUCGUCAAGGAGAUGAAAACCGAAAUGGCACAGUUGGCCCACAAGGCUGUCAGCAUCAACAAGUACCGUCCGGAGACGUGUUGUGUAAUAGGCAACUACUACAGUAUCCGCUGUGAUCACCAGGUGGCCAUUUCCUACUUUCAACGCGCCUUGAAACUGAAUCCCAAGUAUCUGGCGGCCUGGACCUUGAUGGGACACGAGUUCAUGGAGCUGAAAAACACAAAUGCAGCCAUUCAGAGCUACCGAAAGGCAGUGGAGGUCAACAAGCGGGACUACCGCGCCUGGUAUGGACUGGGCCAGGCCUACGAGAUCAUCAAAAUGCACUACUACAGCCUGUACUACUUCAAAAUCGCCCACCAACUGCGUCCCUACGACUCUCGCAUGCUGGUUGCCUUGGGCGAGACGUACGAGAAGCUGGACAAGUGCGAAAAUGCUGUGAAGUGCUACUGGAAGGCCAUCGAUGUGGGUGACAUAGAGGGCAUAGCGAUGUACAAACUGGCCAAUCUGCACGAGAAGCUCGGCGACCACGAGACGGCGGUCCAUUGCUACAUCAUGUACUGCGAGGAUGAGCGGGCGGCCACCGAUAAGCAGAGCCUCUACCAAGGGUUCAUCACGCUGGCCAAUUAUUACGAGAAGAAGAGCGAGUACGAACGAGCCGCCUAUUACGCUUACAAAUGCCUGGACUCGGAGGAUCGCAAAAUGGAGGCAAAGGCGCUGCUGAAGACAAUUGACUGGAAGCGCAAUGCUGAGGGACAGAAGAAGGUAAAAACUACCUCGGCCGUGGCGAAUGCAGACACCAGUUCCGAGGACGAGAUGGAGUGGGAGAUGCAGGAUGUGCGAGUCCGAGUUCCCAUCACAUCCAUAGCCACCACGACUACCUCCACGACCACCGCGGCUGCGGAGAGUGCCUCGAGUAGCUCCUUGAUCAGCUUGCGUCCGGACCGAAAUCUGAUUCAGGGCAUGCGUCGAUCCCAGGCGAGCAGGACUAGCUUAACCGCGCCUGCCAGCAGCACCACCACCACGCCAUCGGCCACUGCUGUCACAAUGUCCACCGAGGAAGCGCCUGGAACAUCCGGUGGCACUUCGAAUCCGCCCGAGCAGGCGCCAUCGGAUGAUAACAGCUCCAUGGAAAUAUCCAGCGUAUCCAUCGAUUAGUCAAAUGUUCCAAUUGUAUAAAUUUCUAUUUGUUUUUAUGAAUUAUAUUGGCAAUCCAAGUAAAUAA
This is a messenger RNA of Drosophila sechellia, 2104 nucleotides long. Its product is annotated as cell division cycle protein 23 homolog. The transcript has 3 exons. Gene Ontology annotation, biological process: positive regulation of mitotic metaphase/anaphase transition; protein ubiquitination; anaphase-promoting complex-dependent catabolic process. Gene Ontology annotation, molecular function: protein binding. Gene Ontology annotation, cellular component: anaphase-promoting complex. The record is from RefSeq and is a predicted model, not a curated record. Bases 1 to 2037 code for a protein of 678 amino acids. NCBI's taxonomy places the organism in Eukaryota, Metazoa, Arthropoda, Insecta, Diptera, Drosophilidae.